AUGUCCUAUAGGCUAAGAAUCCACUGCAUGAUUAUGAACUACACUGACGAGGAGAGACAUGGCUUUCACGCCAAAGGUUCCCACCAUGAGAACGUCCUGCUUGCUAGCUUUUACAUACUGGUAUUCGUGGUUGCUGUGCCUGGCAACACCUUGGCAUUGUGAGUGUUCUGUCGUCAGGCUGUCACCUCGCCCUCCAAACUCUUCCUGAGGCACCUGGCCAUAGCAGACGUCUCCUAUGUGCUGAUCCUGCCCAUGCGGAUGGUCUACCACUUCUCUGACAGCCACUGGCCCUUUGGAGAGGUCCCCUGUCGCCUGGUGGGAUUUCUAUUCUACCUCAACAUGUACUGCAGUCUCUACUUCAUGACCUGCAUCAGCCUGGACCGCCUCUUGGCCCUGGUCCUACCGCUUAAGUCAAAGUCAAUGAGGAAGAUCACACACGCCAGAGCAGUCGUGGUCAUCCUGUGGGUCACAGUGACUGUGUCUAUGACUCCCUUGCUAUUCUCCAAAGACCAAACGAUGACCAUUCAGGUCGACAACACGACUGUGGUCAUGUGUAACCAGCUGUACUUGGAAAAUACUUCUCCCAAAGCAUUGGUGUCAACCGUGGUGGCGUUUACUAUUCCUCUGGUCACCAUGGUGAUUUCCUAUAUACUAAUCUAUUGA
This is a messenger RNA of Coregonus sp. 'balchen', 663 nucleotides long. The record is from the annotation of a GenBank genome assembly. Lineage: Eukaryota; Metazoa; Chordata; Actinopteri; Salmoniformes; Salmonidae.